AUGGAUGGAACCAAUGACAGCUCCCAGGAACGUUUCAUCCUUUUGGGGUUUUCUAACCAUCCCCAUCUGGAGAGGAUCCUCUUUGUGGUCAUCUUGGUUGCUUAUCUUCUGACCCUUGUGGGCAACACCACCAUUAUCCUGGUGUCCCGGCUGGACCCACAUCUCCAGACGCCCAUGUACUUCUUCCUUACCCACCUGUCUUUCCUGGAUCUCUGCUUCACCACCAGCUCCAUCCCGCAGCUGCUCUAUAAUCUCCAUGGACAUGACAAGACCAUCAGCUACAUAGGCUGUGCCAUCCAGCUUUCCCUCUUCCUAGGCCUGGGUACAGUGGAGUGCUUGCUGCUGGCAGUCAUGGCCUAUGACCGCUUUGUGGCAGUGUGCAAGCCCCUGCACUACAUGGUGAUCAUAAACCCACGGCUCUGCCUGGGCUUAGUGUUGAUGGCCUGGGGCUCUGGGGUGGCCAACUCCUUAGUCAUGCCCUCUAUUACAAUGCACCUUCCCCGCUGCGGACACCACAAAAUAAAUCACUUUUUGUGUGAAUUACCAGCUCUCAUCCGCAUAGCAUGUGUCAACACAGCAGCUGUUGAGGAUACUGUCUUUGUCCUCUCAGUGAUCAUUGUGUUGUCUCCCCUGAUUUUCAUCCUCAUCUCCUACUGCUGUAUCGUGAGGGCUGUAUUGCAAAUUCGAUCAGGAUCAGGCUUAAAGAAAGUCUUCAACACUUGUGGCUCCCAUCUCACAGUGGUCUCUCUUUUCUAUGGAAACAUCAUCUACAUGUACAUGCAGCCUGGAAACAACUCGGCUCAGGAGCAGGGCAAGUUUCUCACCCUCUUCUACAGCAUAGUCACGCCUCUUCUGAAUCCCCUGAUUUAUACUCUCAGGAACAAGGAAGUAAAGGGGGCUCUGAGAAGGCUAUUCUUGCAUGACAAAGAGACAAGAAAAGGAUGA
Messenger RNA from Suncus etruscus (white-toothed pygmy shrew), 945 nucleotides. Its product is annotated as olfactory receptor 2W3-like. NCBI's taxonomy places the organism in Eukaryota, Metazoa, Chordata, Mammalia, Eulipotyphla, Soricidae. Bases 1 to 945 code for a protein of 314 amino acids. The record is from RefSeq and is a predicted model, not a curated record. Gene Ontology annotation, cellular component: membrane. Gene Ontology annotation, molecular function: G protein-coupled receptor activity; olfactory receptor activity. The transcript has a single exon. Gene Ontology annotation, biological process: G protein-coupled receptor signaling pathway.